This is a messenger RNA of Callorhinchus milii (elephant shark), 1739 nucleotides long. Its product is annotated as sushi domain-containing protein 3. Gene Ontology annotation, cellular component: plasma membrane. The transcript has 6 exons. The coding region runs from base 399 to 1229 and encodes 276 amino acids. NCBI's taxonomy places the organism in Eukaryota, Metazoa, Chordata, Chondrichthyes, Chimaeriformes, Callorhinchidae. The record is from RefSeq and is a predicted model, not a curated record.
CCUUGUGCAACAUUACGCAUGGGAUUGACGCCAUUUCCUCGUUAUUAUUUGCCCGGAUGAUAUUGAUGGGGAAAUAAGCGCAGUUUUGUGUGUGUGUGUGUGUGGUUUUUUAAUGAAAAAAAAUAGAUAUAAAUAGAUAUGUAUAUAAAAAAAAUAUUUUAUUGUGUUUUUUUUGAAUAAAAAUGCGUCUUGGGCGAAAGGAGAGAUGGUGAAUACAGAGCAAGAUCUGGAGCCCUGGAUUCACACUGAACAGCUGUGAUCCACAAGCAAAGUACCUCUCCAACAUACGCUCUGGGCUGCGAAGAAAGCGAAUGCCCGAUUCCUAACAAGCUCCACAGCAGCGAGGAGAAGCUGAGAGGGAGAGAGAGUGACAGAGAGAGAGUGACAGAGAAAGAGACAUGCAACCCUCCACCGAGCCGAUGGUCAACAACUCAGAGAGUAGCGUCUACUCCAGGGAUGAUAACACCGGUCCCAAAGGCAAGGGCCAGUGUCGCCCGGUCGCCUCUCCCCGUUUCGGUAGCCACAGCUUGCAAGGGGGCAACGGCACCAACCAGGGCACCAAGAUCUCCUUUCGCUGCUUGCCCGCCUACCAGCUGGUCGGAAACGAAAAGAUUUUGUGCGUGGCAAAGGGCAACAGCACGGACUGGACUGGAACGUUCCCAGAAUGUCAAGCUGUUCCAGUGCGCAACGAAUUUGGCUUCAAAGUUGCCGUGAUCGCCUCCAUCAUCAGCAGCGCCAUAAUCCUGCUGCUCAGCACAGCGUUCCUAACCUGCUGCCUCGUCAAGUGUGUCAAGAAGAAUGAGAGACGGAAGCAGAGGGGAGUUCAGACCUGGUUUCAGAUUGAAUGCGAUGUGGGGGAAGACCCGAGGGCUCCUUACUAUGGCAACAAAAGCAGAUACAACCACAACAACAACAACAGCAGCGGCUGCUGUGACAAAUUCAGGGACACGAGGCUGGUGGCCGAUGUGGAGCGUGGCCUGGAAAACCGAGGUUUCUGCAGGUGCCAGGAGCAGAUUUUGGAGGAUUUCCGGGUCACCGUGUGCUGCGCGGAAAACGAGCAGUGGAGGAUUUUGCAGCAGCAGAACGCUCACGUCUCCAAAACGUCCGGGCUCGUCGAGUCUGAGAUGGGACAGGAAUCGGUACCUGCCAAGCACAUGGUGUUAACACACGCGGCUGUUCACCAGCCCAGGAGCAAAGAGGGGAAUCAUAUACCCAGUCACCCACCUUGACACUUGGAGCUGUCGUACACCAAUGUAGGGGUAUUUGCAUUCCAAUGGACCUCAAAGGGCAGCACAGCUGAAUAAGACCAUGGCCUCAGAGACGUGCCUUAUGACUGUGAAUGUUUCCACAGACCUUGUUUUCUAAUGAGGGAAUCUUUAUAUGUACUCCCAGGAACAGAAUUACCAUUUACCAUCGAUGACUGGAGGUUUCAAGGGGACCUAAAGCUUUAUUUUAAUAUACGUAUCUAUAUAUAUAUAUAAAAAUACAUAUAAUCGAUGCAAAGGGCGAUGGCUCAUUACCGUAAUCAUUUGCAUUUUCAAUGCACCGCUACCGGUAUUGGAGUCUAAUGCUUUGUUUGUAUUUAAAGCAUGAAACUGUAUACUGCCCCGGAAACCCACCUGUUGUGUCUCUGUGUCAUCGCUGUUUGGCACACUCGAUUUUAAGGGAUUUUCUGCUAAUAUAAUAUAAAGACGAUUUGAAUCUCGAGACGGUGGGAAUUAAAGCCUCAUUGCACAAAC